Messenger RNA from Amoebophrya sp. A120, 6678 nucleotides. The record is from the annotation of a GenBank genome assembly. NCBI's taxonomy places the organism in Eukaryota, Dinophyceae, Syndiniales, Amoebophryaceae.
CUCCCUACCCCGAGAAAAGAAGUUUUCUGUUGCCCUUGAUGUAAGUAACCUUUCAGUAGUUGUUGAAGAAAACAGAAAGAGUUGAUCCCUUUUAUGAUCUAGUACUCGCUUCUUGUUCUUAUCUACAUCUAGGUUGGCAUUGGUGUUGUCCACGGGUACUUUUAUUUUCGUUGAGGAUCGUUAUACAUACUGCGGUUUUGAUUAUUUUUGCGAUCCUGUUCCUGUAGUGUUCGUUCUCGUUGUCAUGUCGUCCACAGCACAACUCCCGGCUGCCACAUCGAAGUCGUCCUCUGCGGGCGCCAAUUCAACGUCGUCUUCGUCGCACGCGGGACAGCCAUUGGACAACGUAAACGCAUCUUCGACUCUGCCAUCGCGCGCGGAGGUGCAAGCAGCGAUACAGGUGAAGCAGCAGGCCGCGAACCUGGUGCGCGACUUGGGGUCUGCGAGCGACAUGCGGGACGCGAUCGAUUUCGAGGCGGGCGUCGCGAGGUCCUCCGCCGGCGCAGGUUCGCCGUCCGUUUCGCAGCCAGGGGCCGCCCGAACCGUCGCCGAGGAGGAGGAGCAGCGGUUGUUUUACACCGAAGGACCUGGCAGCUUGGCCUUGGCGGUCAAAAGUGAGACGGGCCAGUUCCUCACGUACAGUGCGACCGAGUUGUCCAAACUGUUGAAGCGGAUGGAAGACAUCAUCGAAAAGUGGGAUCUCAGUACGGGGGAAGAUGCCGGGUCUAGUGAAAGCGACUCGGUAAUCGACGCAGACGAUGAGGAAAGAGACGGCAGACUGCAGUUUCACGGUAACGUGUACAAGAGUCUGAUGGAAGUGCUGGCCAAGUACGACCGCCGGUUCCAGGGGUACGACCGCAAGUUUCGGGACCACUUCAAUACCGUCAAGGACACACUGCAGGCAGAGAACGUACUCUAACUCGUAAGUACAUUUUUAAAGGAUUUCCAAAGAUGAGAAAAAUUUAGCCCGUCGUGGAAAUGGAUACGCAACACUGUAUAGCCGGACGACACUAAGUACUUAUGCUCUUUUCCCGCCUCAUCUAUUUGUUCUCAAAUGCAAUAACCAUUUCAGUUCCUACGAGUAAGACAAAAGGUGAGUUAUCGAAGAAAGUCUUACAUGAAUCGUCUCAGGUGACCAGUAGCCUUUCGCGGCUCCGCGACUUGGACCGGGGAGUGGCAGUCGCUGUACAGGCCAUCGCAGACCGGCGGGCAGCAAUAAGCGAAGAUCCGGCAAUAUGCAUUGCGCAUAUGUAGUUGUCUGGGUCUGGAAGAGUGCAAGUUGUCAUGCUGCCUUUGGAUUCUAUAGAAAUCUGUAUUGCAUGUGCAUGAGCAGCAAAAGAACUCCAGUAUGGGAACGUCUAAUCAUGAUGCGCAAAGACAUAAUAAGGGCACUAGUAGAUGUAUCAAGAAAGCCUUACUUCAAAAUCUGUGAUGCUGGGUCAUGCAAAAUGUGCAUGACAAAGUUGCUUGCAUUUUUCCCGACACACACACACAUAUUUCCAAUCGAUGGGCGGGCGCUAUUUUCGAGGACUUGCACACCGACACCAGGAGCGCAUCGAUCGAGCAGGCAGCGAAUACUUUCGCCCAAAAGUUCCGGCGGUUGUGCGCGGGCCACCUGACGGAUUACGAGUCGCUCCUGGACAACCUGCACCAGAGCAUUCGAGCCAGUAUCAAGCACGCGGAAGGUAUCAAAAGGAAAAAUCCCCCCUCCCCAUAUUGAUCAGGUGCGUUUUCGAAAAUUUGUGUUGCUGAUAUGUGGCCACCAAUCGCAUCUGUCUUGCAAGAAGGCAACUCCACAGGCCCCGCCGCCUUAUGCAGGCGGUUUGUCAUGCUCAUGCUGAUAGGCGGUUUUUCAUGCUAAGCCCCUAGACAAAAAGCGCUCGUCUUAUGCUCGGUAGGGGCCUGCAGUCCUCUCCAGUAACACAAAUCCGAUUUGUGGACGCAAAAAAUACAGCAUCACAAAUUUCGUUCUCGACAUGGGAAAGGGUGGCUUUUCCUUUUGAUAGAAGCGGUCGCCGCGCUCCACAACGGUCGUCCGCCGAUCGGGGCGGGGACUAGUAGUUCCUCCUCCUCAAUGUCUGAUGGAGCUCCCAACGCGGUGCCGGAGGAGUUGGUGGACCUCGUCUCGUAUCCACUGCAAAUUUUUUUCCGACUGGGUCUUCUGGAGCAGAAGUGCAGUUCUUACUAUAAUUGUCAUCCUUUUUUUUUGGGCGGUUACGCAUGCAAAGUACAGCCUCUUCGUAGGUCUUGACAUGCCUGGUGUCCCGCAUACGAAUAUUAUUUGUUAACCUCGUAUCUUUGUAGAAAACCAGAAGCGUGCUGCAACUUCAUUUAUUGGAGCUCAUGAUGCAAGAUGAAGUUUUACACAGAUGUCUGUGUAAACACAAGUACGUCGCGCCAUCACUCUCCUGACCCAGAUGCAUUUGUCUUCCGUUGAUACCUCGGUGAAGCUGCCUACGGACACUUUCGACGACCGGGUGUGCGACAGUCUGCGAGCCACUUUCCGCCAUACCAUGACAUCUCUUAUCGACAUGUGCGUCCUCGAGGUGAAGCGGGACCUUCAACACGCGGGAUUGGACCACUCGGCGGUACCAACGGCCGGAGAAGCGGAUGCAGGGUUCGCGGUCGGGGAUGCGCCUGCCGCCGGUGGCCACCAGUUACACUUGCAUCAAACUGGCUGGCUCGCGUCGCCCGAGCACGAGGGCGAGGUCCGGGGUGCAACCCUGGCCGGACAGAUCGAAAAAACGGUGCAGGAAAGUCUCGGGGACCUCGACAAAGCGUCAGAAGCGGCGGUUUCGGCCCUUCAGCAGCACGCAAAGACGGAACUGGAGAAGCUGUCGAGCACGUUUGAAGAACAGGCGGCGAAGGCGAAGAGGGAGGUGCUGGCCGACAUUCGGGCCAGGCAGACCGACGCAGAAAGUGUCGUGCGAGCCGCGCAGACCGAGGCCAAGCAGCUGGUGGACUAUCGAACAAAAAAAAGUGUGUUUACUUGACUUACUUGACUACUAUUUUCAAUAUGAUCUUCGUAGUGGAACGCAUAAGUGGAACACCAUACUUACACUUCUUAUGUUGGACUUGGAUCUGUGCGGGAGGGAGUGGACUGCACAGGUGCAGAAGACCACGACUCAACGUUCCGUGUAUUGCUGGCACUUGCGUCGCCACCAGUAUUCUACUUUUAUGGUCAUGGAUCGCCAAUGCGGCUACCGCGAUUACACUGCUUCAGUCUGAGUAGAAGGUCACACUUCGCACUUUUGCUUUUGCAUAUGAAAAGGACGCAGGCGGCUGCUACCAGUGCGGUCGCAACAGCGCAACAGACCGCCACCGACGCAGUCGCGACAGCGCAGGAUGUAUCAAGUGCAAACAUGUCUGGGUCUGGAAAAAUGCAAGUUUGAUAUGCUUGUCCCGCAGGACUUUUGAAUCUGUAAUGCUAUAUGCGUGAGCAGCAAAAGAACGAAAAACAAAAAGGCCUCCCGCCUGUCAUGCAAAAAUGCAGUUUGCCAUGCGGAAAGCGAAACACAAGGGGGCCCAGAGACUUGUCAUGCGUGGCUGCGUAUUGCAGUGCGCCCGCCAUUCAGAAAAUAGCAUCACAGGCUUGUAGACGCAGACAUAUUUGCAAUGCAUAGGAUGUAGGCAUCACGGCAGUAGUGACAGCGCAGGACACAGGGCUCGAGGCACUAAAGACCGCCGCAAGCGCAGGAACCAAUGCGGUCAAAGCAAUGCAGGAGACGUAUUCUGUGGAAAAACUUUCUCUCCCCAGAGUCGUCCUGCAAAUCUGCAGGCCUAAAACGUCUCUCAUGCGCAGCCCCAUGAGAGCCAGUUUUAAAUGCGUAUCUAGUAGCUCGCUGUGCUGGAACAAAGAUAAGGACGUCAAUUUGUCAUGCGUGUGCACUAGCUAAACAGGACUAGUACACUACGAUCCUAAACUUGUCAUGCUCGACAGCCAAACCUGGUGGAUUUGUGUAGCAGAAUCCCCACUCUGACCAUGGGGCGGGGGCGUUUUUACACAGAAUAAGACGAGCACCAAACUGUUGGCGGCGGAGGGACAAGCCAGGAAAGGCGAAGUGGAAAAAGCGGGAGAGUAUCAGCUGCAAACAUGUCCGGUCGUUUGGGAACUUGUGAUGCAUGUCAGUGAAAAGAAAGCACGCUGUAUUGAAAAUGCGCCGUCGAGCAUGACAGCUGUUUUCGUGGGUCUGUGUUGUGUAGUCCGCAUGAGAAUAAAGUGCGUAUUUGGAUGACAGAUCGAAGAGGAGCUUUUCGCGGCCACGCAGGACAACUACAGAGCUCAAGUUCAUGCCAGACUAGCAUGACAAAUCUAGCAGUCUCCCAGACCCAGACGCGUGUGCAUAUGCAUAUUGAGGACGGAAAGGCGAAAGUGGUCGCAGCGGAGAGCGCAGGGGUUGCUGCGGUCGUCAAAGCCGGAGAGGACGCGAAAAACGCGGCGCACGGAGCAACCGCCGCGUUCUUGUGGAACCUCACCUCGUAUCCUGAGUAAAAACGUCCCCACACCAGAGUUGUAAUGCAGAUUUGCAAACAGGAAGACUUGCAAUGCGCAUCCCCAUGAGAGCCAUUGCCAAUCGUGUUUUGGAAUUUGUGAUGCUAUGAACAGGAUGAGCAGAUGAAUCUGUGAUGCGGCUGCUCUUGCUAACCUGCACUACACUGCAGGGCGCAACUUGUCUUGCGUGACUCACAAAGCUCCUUCUAGGUUUGUGUUGCAAAAUCCCCAUCCUGACUCUGGUGUGGGUACGUUUUUACUCAGGACACCUCGCGCAAAUUCUUCAUUGUCCUGAUCGUCGUCUUCGUCGCCAUGCUCGGGAACCUCGUGGUGCUCGACUUCGAGUGGUCUCCGCUGUCGUGGAUCGGCCUCAGAUGGAAGCCCGAGUCCCAGAUUACGGUGGAGCGCGACGAGUUGAAGCGGCUCAUUUCGCAGGCCGUCGCGGAGCAGCUAGGCGCGAAGGUCGCCGAGCUGGCCACGAAAAGCGACGUCAGCAGGGUGCAAGAGGAGACGAAGAGGGUGCGGGAGCAGCUUUAUCGAGAGGAAAACACCACCCCGCCGUCCUCAAACGAAAAAACUUGCAUUGCGGGGCUUUGCAGUGGUAGUGUUGAAAAAUUCCAACUCGUUUGUUGUAUGCACAAAGCAAAGCUACAGCUUCCCACCGCAUUGGCGAGGUAGUUUGCCUUUUCGCUUGGGUACUUAGUUACCCCGCAGUCAUUCUUAGCCAUCGCAGGGAGCGCUUGGUAGAGCGAAAUAAGAUCUUGGGUUGCUCUGCCUAGUUUUCGCAACACCCGUACCAGACGGAGUGAACAAGUUCUGAGAAAUAGCGCAAUACAAGUCGGGCUCUGAGUAAAAAGGAGAGGUGUGUCUUUCCGUUACGAUAAACCGGACGGCUUAGCCACGAAAACCCAGGUGGAGGAGGUAAGAAGAAUAAUGCAGGAGAACGGCGUAUCCACGACAAAUUUGUAGUCUUGGUCUGGAAUAGCAGUGCGAAUGUGAGGUUCUUGUCUGGCGUGGCUCUAGGUACCUGUAGAGCCUGCGAUGCUUGUUCUGCGAGAGCGCCGCAGCGUGCAUAUGUCGCAAAGCUGCGUCUUGUAUAUGCGGAAUAGGUCCUGCAUAGUGUCCCAAAAAUAACGGCCAUGGUUGCUCGCGUUUUUGGGAUUGGCCACAAAUCAGCAAAAAAAAUUUUUAGACCCAGACAUAUUUGCAUUGGAUACAUGGAAACCUUCAGACAAACAGCCGCUGCGCUGCAGGACCAGAUCCAGACAAAGAGGCAGGGGGAGAUCACCGGUGCGGGGGCCACGCAGGACGACCCGACCCAGGUUCUUAUCCUACCGAGAUGCACGCCCCUACAAGGAAAAACAAAGUGCAAGCUGCAUAUCGUUAUUUGUUGUGUACAGCGGGUAAGCCUCGAAAACAUAAACGCCCGGAAAGAAUGAAAGCUUUGUGAUGCUGAUCCGCAAGUGGGGUGAAAACCUGCCUUGCUGUAGUGCGGAAAAGGGAUCAGAGCGCGAGAACGAGAGGCAUCGAGAAAUUUUGUGAUGCUGAACGGACAAGAACAAAAUUCGUUUUUACGAAAAACCCUCAUCAUAGGUGGUGUGCUUUUCCGGAGGAUACUUCUUUACGUGUCGCCGUAGGCUUUGCUCCUGUGUAAAGUUUAGCCGAGCUGCUGUUGCGCGACGCAGCUUUGUCGCCCUCCGCUACUUGAUUCCAGGACCCUGAGUCAACUAGCAGCCGCGGUCAAGCACGAGGGGCUGCAUGGCGAUGGUGGUUCUUUGAGGUGAAGACCAAAAAAGGGAUCAUCUGAAGAACACAAAGGUUAACAAGUCUAGGAAGAAGUAGAUACAUCUUGUUUAUGUUGUCGAAGGACUUGCAGCUGCAGCCCAUGUUUGACUCGAUUGCUCGGCCGAUGAUGUGCCAAUUCUUCAUUUGAUUAGAAACCUGUUGGCGAAGGUCAGACUUGCGCAACGGUUUAUGCAACGGAGAAUUCAAAGUUAUAUACCUCAAGUAAAUUGUAAUUGAGUACUUAAGAAAAAGACACAAAGCUGCGUGUAAGCGAGGCCUUCCGAAACAAGUACUUCAAUGCGAUCCGCAUUGCACGAGCCGAUAUUGAUUUCUAAAUGAGUUCUGCUUUGUAUUGACCUUGAGCUCCACCUUCCUUCUCACUUCAGUUCACUUCUAACUAU